Erythranthe guttata (spotted monkey flower) is the source of this 675-nucleotide messenger RNA. RefSeq lists its product as uncharacterized. NCBI's taxonomy places the organism in Eukaryota, Viridiplantae, Streptophyta, Magnoliopsida, Lamiales, Phrymaceae. The record is from RefSeq and is a predicted model, not a curated record.
AUGGUAAUGAUGAUCGCGGGUUCGAAUGACGGGGAGAAAAGACGUAUGAGACCAUAUGUGAUUGUUGGUUGUGAGCAUGGGGGCCUUUAUGCUUGCAGGAAGGUGCCCGGUGAAGAUGGUCAAAGACCGGGAAAAAGGAGCACCAGUUCUAAGAAAUGCAAUUGUCCGUUUAAAUUGAAAGGGACAAAAGAAGGCAAGGAAGAUGAAAUUGUUGAGUGGGAAUUGACUAUUCACAGUGGUAUUCACAACCACAACUUGUUUGGAAACUUGCAAGUACACUCUUAUGCCAGAAGAUUAUCAAAGAAAGAGACAUCACUUGUUCAAACUUUGAGGAAAGCAAUGAUAAAUUUCAACGAAUUAUCUGGGAUAUCACAAUUGAAACUAUUGUUCGCCAAGUUAAAAGAAGAUGAAUGUCUCUCGUACCAUAAAUCGAACGAGCUUAAUGAGAUUACCGACUUGAUGUGGAUCCACCCGAAAUGCAUUAAGUUGGCACAGUCGUAUCCGUACAUAUUCGUCAUGGAGUGCACGUACAAAACCAAUCGUUAUGGACUCCCGUUUCUUGAGAUUAUGGGUUUUACGUGUACCAACUUGGCGUUCUCCAUUGUUUUGCAUACUUGGGUCACGAAAAGACGGAAAAUUUCGAAUGGGCGUCGCGUUGUUUGGUGGAGGCCAUGA